Molecule: messenger RNA, 933 nt
Organism: Elephantulus edwardii (Cape elephant shrew)
Lineage: Eukaryota; Metazoa; Chordata; Mammalia; Macroscelidea; Macroscelididae
Product: olfactory receptor 2M2-like
Exons: 1
Coding region: 1-933 (310 amino acids)
Biological process (GO): G protein-coupled receptor signaling pathway
Cellular component (GO): membrane
Molecular function (GO): G protein-coupled receptor activity; olfactory receptor activity
Source: RefSeq, a predicted model, not a curated record
AUGGAAAAAAGGAAUGAGUCAUUGAAUGUGGAUUUCAUCCUUUUGGGUCUUUUUCCUGGUAUGAAACAUGUCAAUAUCCUUGUUGCUGGCAUCCUCCUGAUCUACAUUGUGGCUCUUGCUGCAAAUUCCAUUCUAAUUCUUCUCAUUUGGGUGGAUUCUCACCUCCACACACCCAUGUACUUUCUGCUCAGCCAGUUGGCUCUCAUGGACCUGACACUAAUCUCUAGCACAGUACCGAAGAUGGCAACUGACUUCUUCUCAGGAAGAAGAAACAUCUCACUGAUGGCCUGUGGGACUCAGAUCUUCUUCUUUCUGACUCUAGGAAUUGCUGAGUGCAUCCUAAUCACACUCAUGUCCUAUGAUCGGUAUGUGGCCAUCUGCAACCCUCUGAGAUAUGCCCUCAUCAUGAACCAGAGGGUCUGUCUGCAGAUGGCUGCGUUCUCCUGGGCUGGAGGUGCCCUUAUAUCAUUGGUACACACUGCAUAUGCUCUGCAUUUUCCAACCUGUGGUUCCAGAGAGAUUUCACAUUUUCUCUGUGAAGUUAUGGCCAUCCUAAAGUUGGUCUGUGAGGAUAUCUCUGCCUAUGAGAAGGCUGUGGUGGUGACAAGCAUUGUAGUACUCUUCAUUCCUUUGUCCCUCAUCUUGUCCUCUUAUGGUCUCAUUUUCCUUGCAGUCCUCCGUAUGAACUCUCCUGAGGGCAGAAACAAAGCUUUGGCCACUUGCUCCUCCCACCUGACCGUGGUGAGCCUCUACUUUGGUCCAGCUAUGGUGGUCUACAUGAGGCCUAGUUCCUACCACAGUCCCAAACUUGACCACAUUCUCUUUAUGCUUGGUGCCAUUCUUACUCCCAUGAUGAACCCACUCAUCUACAGCCUGAGAAACAAAGAAGUGGUGAUUGCUCUCAAAAAGGUGUUAGAAUGCUCCCUAACAUAG